GGAGGAGAGUAAAUACAACAGGAGCGCAAAAUGGCGGAGCCGCCGAGCUCGGUGCGCUGCGCUGCUACCGCCGCUGCCGUUUCGGAGAAAGACCUGUUUGGCAAGCUGCAGCCCGCCUCCCGGGACCCACCGGGUCCUCUGUCCGCCAAGAAGGUGCGGACUGAGGAGAAGAAGGCGCCGCGGAGACUGAACGGAGAAGGGAGCAGCGGCGGGAACAGCAGGCAGCUGCAGCCGCCGGCGGCACCUUCCCCGCAAAGCUAUGGCAGCUCCACGUCUUGGAGCUUCGCCGCUCUGUCUGCUACCCCCUCCCCGUCCUCUGCUCGGAGCAGUUUUUCUUUCUCCGCGGGCACGGCCGUCCCCUCCCCAGCCUCCGCUUCCUCGUCUCAGCCGGUGCCGCGCAAACUGCUGGUCCCUCCUACGCUGCUGCACGCUCAGCCUCACCGUCUCCUGCCACCCGCCGCUGCCUCUUCGGCCAGCGCCAAGCCGCGCAGACCCAAGGAGAAGCGAGAGAAGGAGAGGCGGAGGCACGGCCUCGGCGGGGCGGAAAAUUUAAUGGAGGAAUUUAAAGUUGGAUUUUCAAAAAGUAUAUGCUAUGACAAGCAAAAAAUUCCAGGAAGAGCGAAAAAUAAACUCAAAGUUAAAGAGAGAGAUAAGGAAAAAGAGAGAGAAAAAAAGAAGCAUAAAGUAAUGAAUGAGAUCAAGAAAGAAAAUGGCGAAGUCAAGAUUUUGCUGAAAAGUGGAAAGGAGAAGCCAAAAACAAACAUAGAAGACUUACAAAUUAAAAAGGUAAAGAAGAAAAAGAAAAAGAAACACAAAGAGAAUGAAAAACGGAAGCGUCCAAAAAUGUAUAGCAAAUCUAUUCAAACCAUCUGCUCAGGAUUGCUAUCUGAUGUUGAAGAUCAUGAAACCAAAGGCAUCCUAAAUGAUAACAUAAAGGAUUACAGUGGAAAGAAUUUGGAUACCAAGAACUAUGAUUCCAAAAUUCCAGAGAACAGUGAGUUUCCAUUUGUCUCAUUAAAGGAGCCACGGGUUCAGAAUAACCUCAAAAGGUUGGACACUUUGGAGUUCAAACAGCUCAUUCAUAUUGAGCACCAGCCUAAUGGAGGUGCAUCAGUUAUCCAUGCCUACAGUAAUGAACUCUCCCACCUGUCUCCUAUGGAGAUGGAGAGGUUUGCAGAAGAGUUUGUGGGUCUAGUGUUCAGUGAAAAUGAAAACUCUGCAGCUUUUUAUGUAAUGGGUAUUGUUCAUGGGGCAGCUACCUAUUUACCUGACUUUUUAGACUACUUUUCAUUUAAUUUUCCCAAUUCACCAGUGAAAAUGGAGAUAUUGGGAAAGAAGGAUAUAGAGACAACGACUAUGUCCAAUUUUCAUGCUCAGGUAAAAAGAACAUAUUCUCACGGUACUUAUAGAGCUGGCCCAAUGCGACAGAUCAGCUUGGUAGGAGCGGUUGAUGAAGAAGUGGGAGAUUACUUCCCUGAGUUCCUUGAUAUGUUGGAAGAUUCACCAUUUUUAAAAUGUACACUGCCAUGGGGGACACUAUCUAGUCUAAAAUUAGAGAAUCGAAAAGAUAGUGAUGAUGGACCCAUCAUGUGGGUACGCCCAGGAGAACAAAUGAUCCCUGUGGCUGAUAUGCCAAAGUCACCUUUCAAAAGAAAAAGAACUACCAAUGAAAUAAAAAACCUGCAGUACCUACCUCGGACUAGUGAGCCACGCGAGAUGCUCUUUGAAGACAGGACCAGAGCUCAUGCCGAUCACAUAGGACAAGGUUUUGAACGACAGACGACAGCUGCUGUUGGAGUGUUGAAGGCUGUGCACUGUGGAGAGUGGCCUAAUCAACCCCGAAUAACCAAAGAUGUGAUUUGUUUUCAUGCUGAAGAUUUUUUAGAAGUAGUUCAACGAAUGCAGUUAGAUUUACAUGAACCUCCACUAUCCCAGUGUGUCCAGUGGGUUGAUGAUGCAAAACUUAAUCAACUGAGGAGAGAAGGCAUUCGCUAUGCCAGGAUUCAGCUGUAUGAUAAUGACAUUUAUUUUAUUCCACGGAAUGUUGUUCAUCAGUUCAAGACAGUUUCAGCUGUAUGCAGUUUAGCAUGGCAUGUUCGGCUCAAGUUAUAUCACUCAGAGGAGGACACUGCUCAGAAUACAGCUACUCAUGAAACAGGCACAUCACGAGAUUCCAUAUCAUCAGUUCUUGGACCUCAUACUGACAUGAUUUGUGCUGUAAGCAAAACCUCCUUGGAGUCUGUUUUUUCAGACAAAUUUCAAUCUAAAUAUGAAGUACAGCAGAUUAAACAUGAACCUAUUGCAUCUGUAAUAAUCAAUGAAGAACCUGUGAAUGUUUAUGUUCCUGAAAAGACUAGAGCACCGAAUAAUAUGGAUGGCAAGAAUGUUAAAGCAAAAUUGGAUCAUGUUCAAUUUACAGAAUUUGAGAUCGAUGUGGACUCCAAAUUUGAAAAUAGCAACAAAGAUUUAAAGGAAGAAUUGUGUCCUGGAAGUCUCAGAAGUCUAGUUGAUACCAGGCAACAUAGUUCAGCACAUUCAAAUCAAGAUAGAAAAGAUGAUGACAUUUUGUGCUAAAUUUGUACAUACCAUCUAAAAUCCUUAAAAAAUACACACACACACAAAACAAUGUAAUAAAGAUUUAUGAAUUCUGAAAGCAAGCCAAGGACUUGCUCCUAAGUCUGUUACAAAAUAUAGUUUGUGUAGCUUUGUAACAUUCCUCAGUGCCUGUCCAUAACUGUGAAGUAUCAAAGCACUUAAGGCCAGAUGCACUGUAAACAUUGCAGGUUUAAACAAUUGGAGUCUUUCAAAAGUCACUAGAGUUGGAGUUGUAGGUUUUAGAAUAGAGCUGACAUUAACAUGUAUGUAUAUAUGUAUGUGUGUGUACAUAUAUAUAUAUAUAUAUAUAUGUACACACACACACACACACACACACAGACAUAUAUAUUUUGUAAUAUGAGCCAGAAUUCUUUUUUGACAAUUUAAGGCUUUUCCAUAGAGCUUAUUUAUACCAAUUUUUUUUUUUCAUUAUAAAUGUGUCAGCACUGUAGUGUAAAUAGCUUUAAAUUUUUUUUAGUGUGAUUUAUACUGAAAUGUGAGCCACUUAAUAAAGGUUCAUAAUAAAUAUGUUUUUUGUUGGGUCUGUAAAAGACAAACUGACAAUUCAGUUAAAUCAUUUAUUUGAUCUAUUAUGUGUCUGCUGGUAUAUCCAUUUAGAGUGGUAAAGGAGUGCAAAUGUAUAUAUUCAAAUCUAGUGAAUAUUUAAAUUCCCCACAUUGUGCAAGCAUUUUUAAAACCAAGAUUCAGUUAUGAAAGCAUAUAUUUAUAUGUGUGUGUAUGUAUGGGAAUAUAUAUGUAUAUCAUAUUUUAUAUAACUUCUUAAAUUGCUGAAUAAGAUGAAUAUGUGAAGUUUCCUAGCCCUGUUCCCUGGAAUACAUUUUAAAAUAUUUAUAUUCAACAUUAAGAAAGCUGUUUAGGUAAUAGAAGUAAUUUUGUAAAGUUGGGAGGAACAAGAUCUGUUAGUGAUAUCUAACCCUUCUAAUUAUGAAGUUUUGUGGCCAGAUUACCAGGCCCUAACAUAAAUUUUCUUUAUAGUGUACAGAAUGAUAGGUUGAGAUUUUCUUACUAAUAGGCACCUAUGCUAUACUUAAUAGUAGCUGACUUUAGUUACAGAAAGUUUAAUUGUGAGCAGUUAAAAUGUUUUUACAUUUUUCUUGCAGAACAGGAGGAAAAUAUGGCAAAUAUAAAAUCUUAAAAUAAGGGCAAUGACUCAGCUGCCGUAUAAAGAGAUAUUUCUAACAGAAUAAGAUGUGUUACCUCUUUUUUCUAAGGACCCCUCUCCCUACCCUAGCAAGGUAAAUAACUUAGAGUAUAGUCGACCCAUGAACAACGUGAGUUUGAACUGCACAGGUCAAUUGAAAAAAUCCCUGAGUGGACCUGUGCGUGCAGUUCAAACCCUUGUUCAAGGGUCAACUGUACUUGUUCAAAAGAAGCUCUAGAAAGUAAAAUUGGAGUUGGAAACAGGAUUGCCAGUGCCUAGUAAAGAUGAUUAAAACAAAUCUGUUCAAUGAUGGAUUUCACUAUUUCAGAGUGCUUCUACUAAUUAAAAGUCAAACAAAUGUCUUUAAUGUAUGCUUUUGAUAUAAGGAACUCUGCUCAUUGCAAAUCUGUUUUAUUUGUCUUUGAUAUUUUUCUGGGCUUAUACUUUGAUGACUUUCAACUGAUGACUGUGCUGCCGUUUGGGCUAGAGUUGCUAUUCCUAUUUCAGUAGUUUCUGCUUCAGCCUCAUUUGUGGUACCCAUAAAACUUAUUUUUCUGGUUAGGGAGAAGCCACUUAGAAAGAGGCAUUUCACCAGAAAAAAAUUGUAGCAGUGAUAACAUUUCUAGCCCCAGUUUAAAAGAGUAGACAAAUAUUUUAGGAAAUCUCGAUGGUUUGUAGGAAAUCAGUAUAUUUGCAGCAUAGGAAUUUUCAUGGGAUAAGGAAGGUAUAAAUCAUAAUAAUGUAAAUAGCGUCUUUGUUUUAUAUGUUACCAUCUUAUCCUACUCACCACUUUAAUCUUCUCUUUUUAACUAAAUUUAUGUAUUUGCAUCUACCAUUUUGAGAGACACAAUUCAUAUCCAGUAUUGAGAAAUAGAAGAGGAUGUUUUUCUUUUUUAAUUGAAGGGUGAUAUAUUUAACAAGAUUUGUUUUAGUUCUGAUUUCCAGUAGCAUACACAUAGAUAGAUGAUACUAUAAUAAAAUAUUUUUAGGGUAUCCCUCCAAAAUAUGUAAGCCUUAAACUUUUAAAGAUAUAUCUAAAACAAUAGUGGUUGCUUUUAGGUAUAGUUUCCUGUAUAACCUAUAGUCAUACUUUUCCCUCUUGAAAAUUUGUUUUGUACAAUGCAUACAUCCUUCUGGAGGUGAAAUAUAAAUCAGUAGAUUUAGAUUUCCAGAUACAGCCUUGUCACCUUGAAUAAUGCUUAUGUUCUUUGUCUUACGGGUUGUAAUUUAAAAAUCCUCUUCAGAUGUAAUCUGAGAACUUGUUAACUACCUUUGGUACACACAAAUUUCUAUUUCGAUACUGCAUUAUAUUAAUGGUUUCCUGGUUAGUACAUUCCAGUUCUUUAUCUGAACACAAGUUUUUUGCUGUUAUUUCGUUACUUGGACCAGAACAAUAAAACACUUGAGAUAUAGUUUCUAUAUGAUCUUAUACUAUAUAGAAUAGUAGUUAUGUAAAUUAUUAAAUUGAUACACAGACCUUUACAAAAAACUAAGGUACCUCAGUGGUGUCUGCUACAGUGCUUUUUUUUCUUUCUUUUUUUUUUAAUUUUGUUCAUAUCCUUGGAGCUAUCUAAGUAAUAAAUAUUCCAUACUCAGGUUAGCUGGUUAGCUAGCAAAAUUAAGCAUUUGUGAUAAUUAGAUGAAAACUUUUCAAAAGCCAUAUUCAUUAUCUUCCUUGUCACUUAAGGCUGUUGACCUUAAAUAAAGAUUAGGUUGAUCUAGCACAACACUGUGUGUGUGUUAGCACACAUGCACAUGUGUGUAUAAGAGUAUUGGAAAUAUUUAUGUUUGUUUCCACAUAUAUUCAUUUUUAAUCCAUUCUGUAACUGGUGGGGAAAGGGGUCUUGGAGGGUAGGAAAGAUUUUAUUUUUGGGUUAAGUCUUCAAGGUAUUUCAUUAGUGUUCCAGAGUGUAAAAUUAUUUUUUUCUCAAACACAUAUGGCAGAUAAGAUCAUUUUUGUAAAUAAUAGAUUAGCACUAUUUUCAUAAAUUUGCAUUCAGUUAUUUUUUUGGACAAGUUCAUUGUCAUGUAAAGCAAAUCUAAAAAUUCAUUUUACAUUUAGCAAAGGUGCAAGAUUUGUUUUUGAAAUUUGAGAGGAAUUUUCCUUGUCUUCCACCUUUCAAUAAAUACUAAAAUUGAUAACCAUA
This is a messenger RNA of Pteropus alecto (black flying fox), 5904 nucleotides long. RefSeq names its product round spermatid basic protein 1 like (gene RSBN1L). The coding region runs from base 31 to 2574 and encodes 847 amino acids. Gene Ontology annotation, cellular component: nucleus. Lineage: Eukaryota; Metazoa; Chordata; Mammalia; Chiroptera; Pteropodidae. The transcript is spliced from 9 exons. The record is from RefSeq and is a predicted model, not a curated record.